CCAGCAGGGAGAUUACUGCGCAUCCAAGACACUCGAGACGACGAAUAUGAAGAGCGAUCUGGGGGUCUUCGGGCAAUCGAGAAGGCGAAAGCUCUCGUCAAGCCCGUAACUUCCUCGGGGAAACUUAAGACUUGGUUAAACAGUGGAAAACCCAUCGACGAAGUCUUCAUCCGGCUGAAACUGGACCAAGCAGGGGAUAAACUCUUUGAGAACCUGCAGUUUCGCACGUGGCUCAAUUACGCGGAUGAAUUAACGGCAGAAUCCGGGAAGGAAGCGUCGGCCAUCGUGACGUUUUUUUUUUCGCAGUGA
This is a messenger RNA of Phytophthora sojae, 309 nucleotides long. RefSeq lists its product as hypothetical. The record is from RefSeq and is a predicted model, not a curated record. Lineage: Eukaryota; Oomycota; Peronosporomycetes; Peronosporales; Peronosporaceae. The annotation marks the transcript as partial. The transcript has a single exon.